UGUGGGAGUGGCAGUAUCAUCAGUGUUAAUUCAUUGUUUCACGCAUUGCAAAGCAAUAUGAACCUUAAGGUUAUCGCCCUGGCUUCCUUGCUGGCAAUCGCAAGUGCAAAGCCAGGCCUUUCUCAGAGCUAUCAGGCUCCAGGAUCUUCCUUCGGUGGUUCUGCAGGAGCUGCCAGUUUCCUCCGACCUGCCGCAGGACCUGCCAUCAACUUCGGAGGGGCUGCUUCUGCUGGAGCCUACAACCCUCCUGUCGCUCCUGUAACUCGCCCUCAGUAUAACUUCAACUACGACGUCAAUGCCUUUGGUAACGAUUUCGGCCACCAAGAGGGCCGCGACGGAUACAACACUCAGGGAUCCUACUACGUGCAGCUUCCCGACGGUCGUCUGCAGAGGGUCACCUACACUGUCAACGGCGACCAAGGAUACGUGGCUCAGGUGACGUACGAGGGAGUGGCUCAGUACCCUGCCUUCCAGCCGUCUGCCUCCUACUCGCCUGCACCUUCUUAUGGCUAGGUCUGCAAACCGAAUAUGACCGUCAUUUUACACAUUUAACCAAGAUUUGUUACUACUUCGCCAAAUGCCAUAAUGAUAAUAAAAGAUAU
Penaeus vannamei (Pacific white shrimp) is the source of this 602-nucleotide messenger RNA. Its product is annotated as pro-resilin-like. The record is from RefSeq and is a predicted model, not a curated record. Gene Ontology annotation, cellular component: extracellular matrix. Lineage: Eukaryota; Metazoa; Arthropoda; Malacostraca; Decapoda; Penaeidae.